UAUUGAUAAUUUUACCUCAUAAUGGAUUAGAAGUGCGAAAAUCCUUGAUGAGGAAAUUUCAAUGGCAGUGUUUGUAAUUUUCAAGGCGAUGACUAUGCAGUAGAAAGUAUGCAUUAUAAGAUAAAAACAGAAUUCUUACUAAAAGGAAUCUGUGAUUUAAAAUUUAAAACCUGAAUAUUUAAGUUCAUAUAAAUACAAUGUCCCAGAUAAAAAGUUUAUUCUGAAGUAUGGAACAGCUCUAAGUAUAAGGAUAAAAAUUAAAACCAAACAUGGGAAUUGCGACUAUUAUUUUUGCAAUCGGUAUCCUGGUAUGUGUUGUGGACCAGUGUUCGAGUACGGGUAUGUACUAUUGGCCUUAUCAGAAUAAUCACGGAAGCCUUUCCUAUCCAAUUCAGUACGGUUCAUUUGGUCCUUACUUAGCAAUACCUAUAAAAUGUUUAGAACAUAAUGGGCAAAAGGAGGACAGAGGAAGUUCUGAAGAUGAAAAUAAUGAAGAAGAAAAAGAAAAGGAAAAAGGAGAGAAUAAAGAAGAAUUAGAAGAAGAGAAGGAAAAAGAAGAGGAUGAAGAACCAGAAGAUAAUGAAAAAGAAAAGGAAGAGGAACCCGAAGAGGAAGAAAAGGAAAAGGAAGCCAAAGAAGAAGAAAAGGAACCAGAAGAAGAAGAAAAAGAAAAAGAAGAGGAGCCCGAAGAGGAAGAAAAUGGCGACGAGGAAGAAAAGGAUGAAGAGGAAGAAAAAGGAGAAAAGGAAGAAAAAGAAGAAAAGGAAAAAGAAGAAGAAAAGGAAGAAAAAGGAGAAAAGGAAGAGAAAGAAGAAGCAGAAGAUAAGGAAAAAGAGCCUGAAAGGAAAAAGGAACGAAAAUCAAAAGAAGAAGAGGACGAUGAAGAAGAGAAAGAAAAGGAAGACGAGGAUGAAAAAGAAGAGGAUGACGAGGAAGAGAAG
Molecule: messenger RNA, 941 nt
Organism: Parasteatoda tepidariorum (common house spider)
Lineage: Eukaryota; Metazoa; Arthropoda; Arachnida; Araneae; Theridiidae
Source: RefSeq, a predicted model, not a curated record